AUGGAGAUGAUGCAACCUAUCCACAUUGAUCCAGAAUUAGUGAAAUUGCCUAUGAGAAAGAAAGUGAAGGUAUCAAAGGAUCUACAGAGCGUUCCAGCCAGACAUCGGAGGGAAAAAAUAAGUGAAAGGAUAAGAAUUUUUCAAAGACUUGAUCCUGGAGGAACCAAAAAGGACACAACUUCUAUGUUGGAUGAGGUUGUACACUAUGUUAAGUUUCUUAAGAAACAACUUAAAUUGUUACAGCAACCAGUUGUUGCUUGGUGUAAUGAUGAUAAUAAUAGGCCAAUGAUGUCUAGGAUGAAAGCUAUAACUACUAGUAGAGGAGGAGAUAUAGUCCUCGAGGUUGAUGUUGGGACCCUAGUUAGGUGCAGAGGUAGGGGCCGAGCUAAAGGCCAUGGUCAUGGUGCAGCAUCAGGUAGAGGUCGUACCAGAGGAGCGGCACCAGUCAGAGUCCGUGCUAGAGAGGCUUUUCUUGAGGCAUAG
Messenger RNA from Solanum dulcamara, 483 nucleotides. RefSeq names its product transcription factor HEC2-like. Gene Ontology annotation, molecular function: DNA-binding transcription factor activity; protein dimerization activity. The record is from RefSeq and is a predicted model, not a curated record. The transcript is spliced from 2 exons. NCBI's taxonomy places the organism in Eukaryota, Viridiplantae, Streptophyta, Magnoliopsida, Solanales, Solanaceae. Gene Ontology annotation, biological process: regulation of DNA-templated transcription. The coding region runs from base 1 to 483 and encodes 160 amino acids.